This is a messenger RNA of Penicillium atrosanguineum, 3069 nucleotides long. RefSeq names its product putative calmodulin-binding protein Sha1 (gene sha1). The record is from RefSeq and is a predicted model, not a curated record. Gene Ontology annotation, cellular component: spindle pole. NCBI's taxonomy places the organism in Eukaryota, Fungi, Ascomycota, Eurotiomycetes, Eurotiales, Aspergillaceae. Gene Ontology annotation, biological process: mitotic cell cycle; establishment of meiotic spindle localization; spindle organization. The coding region runs from base 1 to 3069 and encodes 1022 amino acids. The transcript is spliced from 2 exons. Gene Ontology annotation, molecular function: protein binding.
AUGUCUGGAAUUUUGAACGAAUUUGUCACCCCCUGCCCGUCCAGGUCGAGGUCCUCGGGCUUCGGUGAAAACAGUAGUAGCGAGUGGGACAGUUUGCUGAAUGGAGACUUGAGCUACGACCCCACCGGACAAGUCGAAUAUACCACCAAAGUAGGACCACCCACACUUACUGGGGCACGACCUCGACGCGCCCAUCGGACUGGCUCUGCUUUUCAUAUCCUUGAGGAUGUGGUGGAGAAGCCAGCUGCUCCACCCGAAAAACGAAGAAGACCAGUGACCAAGCUUCCUUCAGAUCGCAAGACUUCCUUGCUUGCUCAGCCGGCUCAGCGAUUCCGCCCGAAAGUUAACGUUGCCCCGAGUCCACCAUCCCGACUUGUGAAACAAGAAAUCGAGACACGACCGGGGCCUCGACUCGGAAUUGAGACUGUCGAAAAGACCUCGCCUAUCCCACGUUUAAGCGACAGAGGACUACGCCAGGCUAGGAACGAGGAAGGACUCAAGAAAAACCUGCGGCGCAAUACCAUGUACAUCCCACCGGAUGAUGCUACCGUGGCUAGUGUUUUCAUGGGGCUGUUCAGCCCACUGAAGAAGCUCCAAGGAGAGGAUAUGCCACAUAUUGCCGAGGAUACACAGGUCAAUACUCUCGAAGCACGAAUUGCAAAGCGCCAAGCGAGGAAAUCACUGGCAGUAUCCGCUCGCAAGGCUCCCCUGCAGCUAAGUGUGAAGAUCGCACAAGAAGUCGCAACAAGGGUCGAUGUCGCCGGUAAAAAUGGUGGCAAGGAAAACAUUCCUCCUGGCACAUUUGACGACACCGGAAAGAAGAGCGUCGUGAACUCUCUUCCACCAUCGAAACCCAAGCGGGUCAGUACUGUACCGACCGCUAAGCCCGUUCGUCGCAACACUGCAAACCAAGCACCAAAGCCAAAGACAGUAGAGCCUGUUGCGGUAUCGCAAAAGAAAGAACAAGCGAAGCGUGGAGUGCUGGGAGAAAAGCAGCACAAUGCGAGACCCCAGCCGUCUCGCGUCAUUCCAGAAAAAGGCGUCCUUCAUGAACCAAAAGUUUCAUUCAAAGCCUCGGCGUCCCUCAAUGCUAGGGCGUCUGCCUUGUCGGAUCGCCUUGGAUAUUCGACAAAUCGCUCGUCGAUAAUUGGCAACAUAUCGAAGUUGAAGCACGAGUUUCCCAUGCUCACUGACAACAUCUCGAAACCUGCGCUCUAUGAAGACCAUUGGCUUUCUCAUCAAGAAACUGUGAUCACGCAGCUGGUCAAUGCCUUGUUCGAGUGCACAAACGGUGACUUGACUACCUACGACCCAAGCGCUCUCCGCUUGGAAUUGCUUGAUCUCUAUCACGCCGAUUACUUCACCCAGCUCUAUACACGGCUGCAAGCGUCCUUGUCUUGUGGAAACUUGAGCAUUCCCAAAGACGCAUUUGCCCGCAACAGUCGUCUCAGACAUGACCUGGGUCUCCGACGCAAAUACCUUGACAUCUGGGUGCAAUCGUAUGAUCUUCGCGCUCUGACAGCAGCACUGGAGACGGUUGUUGGUCGAAAAAUCACAAGUGACGCAGGCUUAUUCGAGCCUGGUGCCGGAGUUUUCCCACAGGCCAGAGCAAAGCGCCAGAAAACGAUCAUCCGUAAAGUGGAAGGCUUUCUUGAAGCAUUUUUGCUGCGCAAUGACGACAUUGAUUUGUCUGUGUCUGGGACCAAGAGCGUUCCAGAAGAGGUGCAGGCAAGGGCUUAUCGUCGAACGGUGCUCCGGAGUAUCAUCUUGGUUGUUCUUAUGGACAAGGGAAGACAAAGCCCCGGAACCGGCUUCCCGCGUCGCCUCUUUGUGGCAUCUUCACCUCUCAGGUCCUCAAUUGAAGUACUUCAGGCAUUGACACGUGUACUGCUUCCUUUUUGCGGGGAUAUUAUGAAGACUUUGAGCCAUCUUGACUGCCACCUGUCUUACAAGCAGCAUCAACUCCAGGAGUAUAACUAUCGAAUGGACAAUAUUGCUGUGGACCUGAGAGAUGGUAUACAGCUGACCCGCGUGGUCGAGGUGCUUUUCUUCACGUCAGAGCAUGUGCGGCCCGAUGUUGAAGAUCAGACCGAAAUCACCUUGUCUACUGGAGAGGCCCUUUCGCUGCUGGGUAACGAAAGAGAUCUUCCCCUUUCCAAACACCUGAAGUAUCCUUGCACCAGCCGUGCCGCCAAAGUCUACAACGUACGUAUUGCGCUCUCUGCGUUGAGCUCUGUGCGAGGAUCGGGUACGAUUGUCCAAGACCUGCGGGCUGAAGACAUCGUAGACGGUUUUCGCGAGAAGACCAUCGCACUUCUUUGGGCUCUCGUGAGCAAAUGGGGUCUGGCUGGUCUGGUUGACUGGGACGAUGUCAGAAACGAGAUUGCUCGAUUGAAAAAGAAGGAGAUUUCCCAACUUGGCCACGAGAAUGUCCAGAAUGAGUCUCUGUGCGUAGACGACAGCGUUGUUGGUGAUGAACAUGCCCAUCUACUUCAGCAAUGGGUUUCGAUCUUGGCUACUCUGAAAGGCCUUUCUAUCAGUAACAUGACAACCAGUUUUGCGGAUGGAAAAAUUUACGAGAGUAUUGUUGAUGAAUACGAACCAUACAUCACUGGCAACCAGGAAAGUCAGGAGACAACCAUGCAGCCUGGCCCAUCGUUGGAAGGCCGCCUGCGACUGCUCGGAUGCAGCUCCCAAUUCGCUCAUCUCGUCUCACCUAAUACAACAUCUUCACACAUCCUCGACCGCGAUUUCACUCUUGGUGUACUCGCCUUCCUUUGUUCUCGAUUACUCUCGGCAUCAAAGCGUGCCCGAGCAGCUAUGGUGCUACAGCGCGCUUGGCGAGCCCGCCUCGCAAUCCAAAACGACUUGCGUCGCACCGUGGCCAAGAGUCUUGCCGCCCAUUGUGCAGCCGUCGUUCAAACACGGGACGAAAUCCUGUGGGCUAAGGGUGUUAUCACUCGUUAUUGGAGACAACACAAGGCUCGCCAGCAGCAGAAAGUCAAAGGAACACCCAUUUUCCGCAAAUUCGAUCAGCCCUAUGUGAAGACCGCUGGUCGUCGUCUUUGA